AGAUUUUUUUUCUCAUUUGUUCCCAUGCUGGAAAAUGUAACGGUUUGUCCUCGGUGGUCAACUUCAUACUUAUUUGGUCAUCAUGCAAGAGUUUUAGAUUAUCAGGUUAAAUCUUUAACCCUCGGUGUGUUUGCUGAUGAGGUAAACUACUCCCCCGUAGAGAUCCCUACAGAGAUGGAGAUGUUCAGAAGCCUUAGGACAUUAAGCUUGACGCUUAUUUCCAAUUAUGAGAUUUUACAGUUAGUUGAACCAUCCGAACUCUUGGGUGCUUGUCCUCUUCUUCAAAAUUUCAAUUUGAUGGUCAUGGGUUCUUUUGAUCAUCUAUUUGUAAAUUUUCCUCGACAUCUGAUGUCAAAGUGCCGCAUCAGUUUAGUUGGCACAGUGGAAAGUUUUCAAGAUCGUCGAUUUGCAAACUGUAGUAAUAAAUAAAUCGAGAAGAAUAAAUGAUGUAAGAGGAAGUACAAGGCCGCCGCCUAGAUGUCACGAUAAACUAAAACAAGUUAGGUUUGGCGGAUUUUAUGGAACGGAAUCAGAGAUGAGAUUUGCUCUUUAUGUUCUAGCAACUGCACCAGCACUUGAGAGAAUGUUUAUCAGCCCUGGCUACAAAAAUUAUUUCUCAUCAGCACCGCAGACUGAGUUCAAUCUUUCAUUCGAUGAAGCAAAACGCAACUCAAUCCAACAGAAACUUCAUGGACGAGCUGCCUCUAGGAAAGCUGUGGUGAUCGUCCAAUAAGCUGUGGUGAUUUCAUGGUUGAUUCCCGAGAUUCUAUUAACUACGACACCAAUAUAUUAAUUUACGUUGCUUACAGUGUCAGCAGAGUUUUAUCUUGCCUUUGAUCUUGUUCAAUGAACGUAGCUUUCUUUCUAUGUACCGGUCCCAGUCACUACUCACUCAUGUACUGCAUGAAUUUGUGUUAUGUCCAUGCAUGAAAUCUUAGAAGCUAGUUGGACCAUACAACGCGUAGUUUUCUUGAUUUAUUAUGCA
Molecule: messenger RNA, 985 nt
Organism: Capsicum annuum
Lineage: Eukaryota; Viridiplantae; Streptophyta; Magnoliopsida; Solanales; Solanaceae
Product: F-box/FBD/LRR-repeat protein At5g53840
Source: RefSeq, a predicted model, not a curated record